GGUCUUCUUCCCCUCUCUUUUAUUCUUCCCGUCACUUUUUAGGGUUUUCAAUCCCCUUCACUCCUCUCUCUCACUCCAAUCGAAACGGAACUUGAACUUCAAUUUACUCUGUAAUCUCUUCAAUUUUGUAUCCGAAAGGCUCUGCAGGUCUAGGUCUGCGUUCAAUUGGGGUUUGUAGGGUUUGAAAUUGAUAAGAAUCUAGGGUUUCAGAUUGGGGGUUUUUGGUUAAUUUCAGGUGGAAUUAGGAUCUGUAUUGUGAUGGAGGAGAUAAUCGGAUCGUGAUCGCCGCUCGUGGUGGCGAGCGAGGAAUCGAAUUGAGGGGGUUGGGGUUCUUGUAUGGAAACUCGGAGCCGGAAGCGGGCGGAGGCCACCUCAUCAGCCCCUUCAUCAUCAACUUCGUCUGGUCGCACCACUCGUUCCACCAAGCGCUCUCGUCUCUCCUCCUCUUCGCUUUCUUCUUCUGUUAACCCCUCACCAAUCUCCACUCGCUCUCGGGCCUCUAGGGCCAACAAUCAAGACACCGCCGCCUUCGCCGUUGCAGCAUCGGCCACCACCGCGAUGGACUCCACCAAUGAAUCGUCCGGCUCGCGCGGCCGCCGCAGUAGGAAUUCCGAUAAGGAUGAUAAGGGGAAGGAGAAGGAGCACGAGGUUAGAGUCAGGGAUAGGGAGAGAGAGAGGGAGAGGGAGAGAGAGAGAGAGAGGGUGUUGGAUAGAGAAACGGAGAGGAACCUGGGGUUGAACAUGGACGGCGGAGGAAAUGGUGACGACGAUGAUAAUGAUAAUGAUAGCGAAGGUGGGGUUGGGAUUUUGCAUCAGAAUUUGACUUCGGCUAGUAGUGCCCUUCAGGGGCUUCUUAGGAAGAUCGGCGCCGGAUUGGAUGACCUGCUUCCAUCUUCGGCGAUGGGCUCUGCUUCGUCAUCCCACCAGAGCGGAAGGCUGAAGAAGAUUCUGUCUGGGUUGCGAGCUGAUGGAGAAGAAGGAAAGCAGGUGGAGGCUUUGACGCAGCUGUGUGAAAUGCUUUCGAUUGGUACUGAGGAAUCGCUCAGUACUUUUUCAGUGGAUUCAUUUGUGCCUGUGCUUGUGGGGUUGCUUAAUCAUGAGAGCAAUCCUGAUAUUAUGCUUCUCGCAGCCAGAGCACUUACUCAUCUUUGUGAUGUGCUUCCGUCAUCAUGCGCUGCAGUUGUGCAUUAUGGUGCCGUUUCUAUCUUCUGUGCAAGGUUGUUGACCAUAGAGUACAUGGACUUGGCUGAACAGUCACUGCAAGCUCUGAAGAAAAUAUCUCAGGAACACCCAACUGCCUGUCUACGAGCUGGUGCUCUUAUGGCAGUGCUUUCUUAUCUGGAUUUCUUUUCCACAGGAGUCCAGCGUGUGGCAUUAUCAACUGCUGCGAAUAUGUGCAAGAAACUUCCUUCAGAUGCAGCUGACUUUGUGAUGGAAGCUGUCCCAUUACUGACUAAUCUUCUGCAAUAUCAUGAUGCUAAGGUUUUGGAGCAUGCUUCUGUAUGUCUGACUCGAAUUGCUGAAUCAUUUGCAUCAUUGCCUGACAAACUUGAUGAACUAUGCAACCAUGGACUAGUUGCUCAAUCUGCAUCCCUUAUUUCUACCAGCAAUUCUGGAGGUGGUCAGUCAUCUCUCAGUACACCUACUUAUACGGGCUUAAUCCGGCUACUUUCAACCUGCGCAAGUGGUUCUCCAUUAGGAGCUAAAACUUUGCUUUCUCUAGGGAUAAGUGGCAUUCUCAAAGAUGUACUUUCGGGUUCAGGCAGUUCUUCCAACACUACAGUUUCUCCUGCUCUAAGCAGACCAGCAGAACAGAUUUUUGAGAUUGUCAAUCUUGCAAAUGAGCUGCUUCCUCCACUUCCACAAGGAACCAUCUCCAUGCCGUCCAGUUUCAAUUUGUUUAUGAAAGGACCUAUUGUGAAAAAGUCAUCUGGUAGUAGUUCUGGGAAGCCAGAAGAUACCAGUGGAAGCACUCCUGAGGUUUCAGCUCGUGAGAAAUUAUUGAACGAACAGCCUGGUCUUCUUCAGCAAUUUGGAAUGGAUCUCCUUCCUGUUUUAAUACAGAUUUAUGGCUCUAGUGUAAAUGGCCCUGUUCGCCACAAAUGUCUAUCGGUCAUCGGGAAGUUAAUGUACUUCAGCCCUGCAGAGAUGAUUGAGUCUUUGUUAAGUAUGACAAAUAUUGCAAGUUUCUUAGCCGGUGUUUUAGCAUGGAAAGAUCCGCAUGUCUUGGUUCCUGCUCUCCAAAUUGCCGAGAUACUCAUGGAGAAGCUUCCCAAGACUUUCUCCAAGGUGUUUGUCAGAGAAGGUGUGGUUCAUGCUGUUGACCAACUUAUUUUAGCUGGUACUCCGAAUUCAGUUACUUCACAAGUCUCUUCUGCUGAAAAGGACAAUGAUUGUGUGCCGGGAUCAUCACGUUCUAGGCGUUAUAGACGUCGCAACAGUAACUCAAAUCCAGAUGGAAAUUCAUUGGAAGAAUCGAAGAUUCCUGCUUCGGUAACCGUUGGUUCGCCUCCAAGUUCAGUGGAGAUUCCAACUGUCAACUCCAGCCUUCGUGUAGCUGUGAGUACAUGUGCAAAAGCGUUUAAGGACAAGUACUUCCCUUCAGACCCUGGGGCGGGUGAAGUUGGUGUCACUGAUGAUCUAUUACAUUUAAAAAAUCUGUGUGUGAGGUUGAAUGCUGGUGUGGAUGACCCAAAAACAAAAGCAAAGGGAAAAUCAAAAGCUUCUGGGUCUCGCUUAGUUGAUAGUUCUGCAAAUAAGGAAGAGUAUUUGAUUGGUGUCGUAGCCGAGAUGGUAGCCGAACUAAGCAAAGGGGAUGGUGUGUCUACCUUUGAGUUCAUAGGUAGUGGUGUUGUCGCAGCUUUGCUGAACUAUUUUUCUUGUGGUCACUUCUCAAAGGAGAGAAUUUCAGAAGCUAAUUUGCCCAAGCUUCGUCAACAAGCCCUCAAGAGGUUUAAGUCGUUUGUUGCUGUUGCUCUUCCUUUCAGUAUUGAUGAAGGAAGAGUAGCCCCAAUGACUAUCAUAGUUCAGAAACUACAAGGUGCUUUGUCCUCUUUAGAGCGGUUCCCUGUUGUGCUGAGUCAUUCAUCUAGGUCAUCUACUGGAAGUGCACGCCUCUCCUCUGGACUUAGUGCAUUAUCCCAGCCCUUUAAGUUGCGUCUAUGUCGAGCACAAGGAGAAAAGGCUCUCCGAGAUUAUUCAUCGAAUGUUGUACUGAUUGACCCAUUAGCAAGCUUAGCUGCUGUUGAAGAGUUUCUUUGGCCUCGAAUUCAGCGAAGUGAUUCUGGUCAGAAGGCUGCUGCAUCUGCUGGAAAUUCUGAAUCUGGAAAUACUCCUACAGGAGCUGGUGCUUCAUCUCUGUCUACUUCAAAUCCUGCUUCUACCAAUCGUCGCCAUUCAACUCGUUCCAGAACAUCUGUAAAUAUAGGCGAUGCUGCUAAGAGGGAACCUUCACAAGAGAAGAGCACGAGCUCAUCUAAAGGAAAGGGUAAAGCGGUUUUGAAACCUUCUCAGGAGGAAGCAAGAGGCCCUCAAACAAGGAACGCAGCUCGCAGAAGAGCAGCUCUUGAUAAAGAUGUUCAAAUGAAACCUGUGAAUGGGGACACAACUUCUGAGGAAGAGGAAUUGGAUGUAUCUCCUGCUGAGAUCGAUGAUGCAUUGGUUAUUGAAGAUGAUGAUAUCUCAGAUGAAGAAGAUGAUGACCAGGAUGAUGUUCUCAGAGAUGACUCUCUUCCUGUUUGCACGCCAGACAAAGUACAUGAUGUGAAAUUGGGAGACUCUGCUGAGGAUACUACUGUAGCUUCUGCAACAAGUGACAGCCAGACUAACCCUGCUUCUGGAUCUAGUAGCAGAGCUGCUGCAGUUAGAGGAUCAGAUUCUGUUGAACACAGGAGUAGUAAUUCUUAUGGUUCUAAAGGUGCAAUGUCGUUUGCUGCUGCAGCAAUGGCUGGGCUUGGGUCGGGUAGCCGCGGUAUCAGGGGAGGUAGAGACCGACAAGGACGCCCUCUUUUUGGUGGUUCGAGUGAUCCUCCCAAGUUGACCUUUACAUCUGGGGGAAAGCAGCUGAAUCGGCAUUUGACUAUCUAUCAGGCCAUUCAGAGACAGCUAGUGUUGGAUGAGGAUGAUGAUGAGAGAUAUGCUGGCAGUGAUCUAAUGUCAAGUGAUGGUAGCAGGCUGUGGAGUGAUAUUUACACUAUCACCUACCAGAGGGCAGACAGUCAAGCUGAGAGGGCAUCUGUUGGAGGGGCAAGUUCAACGCCUCCGUCGAAAUCUAGCAAAUCAGGUUCUUCCAAUUCUAAUUCCGAUUCCCAACUGCAUCGGAUGUCACUUCUUGAUAGCAUUUUGCAGGGAGAACUUCCUUGUGAUUUGGAAAAAUCUAAUCCUACAUAUAAUAUACUGGCACUACUGCGAGUACUGGAGGGCUUGAAUCAGCUCGCACCCCGUUUGAGAACUCAGAUAGUUUCUGACAGUUUUGCUGAGGGGAAAAUCUCAAAUUUGGAUGACUUGAGUACAACUGGUGCUAGGGUUGUUUCUGAGGAAUUUAUUAACAGCAAACUCACUCCCAAAUUAGCCCGACAAAUACAAGAUGCUCUUGCAUUGUGCAGUGGCAGUCUUCCUUCGUGGUGCUAUCAGUUGACGAAAGCAUGCCCCUUUUUGUUUCCUUUUGAGACUCGAAGACAGUAUUUCUACUCGACCGCUUUUGGAUUAUCUCGUGCACUGUAUCGUCUUCAGCAGCAGCAGGGUGCUGAUGGUCAUGGAUCAAACGAACGAGAGGUGAGAGUUGGAAGAUUGCAACGUCAAAAAGUCCGUGUCUCUCGUAACCGGAUUUUGGACUCCGCUGCAAAAGUAAUGGAGAUGUAUUCGAGCCAGAAGUCUGUACUUGAAGUAGAAUAUUUUGGUGAGGUGGGCACUGGGUUGGGUCCUACACUUGAGUUCUAUACACUUCUAAGUCAUGACUUACAGAAAGUUAGACUUGGUAUGUGGAGGUCAAAUUCUUCAUUGGAGAAAGCACCAAUGGAUAUUGAUGGAGAUGAUCAGAAAGAUGAGAAAAGCAAUGUUGACAUUGUCCAAGCUCCUCUUGGGUUGUUUCCUCGUCCCUGGCCUCCGAAUGCUGCUUCUUCUGAUGGUAACCAAUUUUCUAAAGUUAUUGAGUAUUUCCGGUUGGUCGGGCGUGUAAUGGCGAAGGCUCUUCAAGAUGGGAGGCUAUUAGACUUACCACUAUCAACAGCAUUUUAUAAACUAUUGCUUGGCCAAGAGCUUGAUUUACAUGAUGUUCUUUCCUUUGAUGCCGAGCUUGGGAAGACUUUGCAAGAAUUACAUAACCUUGUUAGCCGGAAACUAUAUCUAGAAUCAAAUGGUGACAAUCGCGAUGCAAUUGCUGAAUUGCGUUUUCGUGGGGCUUCAAUUGAUGAUCUCUGCUUAGAUUUUACGCUUCCUGGUUAUCCGGAGUACGUGUUGAAACCCGGAGAUGAAAAUGUUGAUAUCAAUAACUUGGAAGAAUAUAUAUCUUUAGUCGUUGAUGCAACAGUUAAGACUGGAAUAAUGCGGCAGACAGAAGCAUUUAGAGCGGGGUUCAAUCAGGUGUUUGAUAUAUCAUCUUUACAAAUAUUCACCCCACAUGAAUUGGACUAUCUGCUUUGUGGCCGUAGAGAGCUGUGGGAGACCGAGACUCUUGCUGAUCACAUAAAGUUUGAUCAUGGAUACACUGCGAAGAGCCCUGCAAUACUCAAUUUGCUUGAGAUCAUGGGUGAGUUCACGCCUGAGCAGCAGCGUGCCUUUUGCCAGUUUGUUACUGGUGCACCUAGGCUUCCCCCUGGUGGUUUGGCAGUGCUGAAUCCAAAGCUGACUAUUGUGAGAAAGCAUUCUUCAACUGCAAAUAAUGCAGCAGCCAAUGGGACUGGGGCUUCAGAAUUGGCAGAUGAUGAUCUGCCAAGUGUUAUGACAUGCGCUAAUUACCUAAAGCUUCCUCCUUACUCUACCAAGGAUAUUAUGUACAAGAAACUACUCUAUGCAAUCAAUGAAGGGCAGGGAUCCUUUGAUUUGUCAUGAGAUUUUGGGACUAGCCAUUGAUCCGUGUAUAUUACAUCAAACAACUAGGACUGUUUAAUUUAUCUUGCAAGUAGGAUGGUGAUUUUGAUGUGGGAAGUGGCAUUUGUUCUCUUACUCAAAUAAUGGAUUCUCAUUGGUGCGGUUCUAAAAAUGUCGAGAUUGGGGAAAAGGUUGCCUCGACGCAAUUUUAAGCUGUAAAGAGUGUUCCCAGAGGGUCAGCCGCCAGGGGACUGUAAAUAAAUAGAAAUUGUUGAUUUUGUUUUUUGUUCUUCUUUCUUUUUGGUCUUAUAGGGUAUAUUGUAGAAUACACGUCUGGCAAAUAUUUGGUAUACUUUCAUGCCUUUGAUUUUAUUUCUAAUUCUGAUAUAGCUUCAAUUGUGAUUUUA
This is a messenger RNA of Rosa chinensis, 6434 nucleotides long. RefSeq names its product E3 ubiquitin-protein ligase UPL3. The coding region runs from base 337 to 6048 and encodes 1903 amino acids. The record is from RefSeq and is a predicted model, not a curated record. The transcript has 18 exons. Gene Ontology annotation, biological process: proteasome-mediated ubiquitin-dependent protein catabolic process; protein polyubiquitination. NCBI's taxonomy places the organism in Eukaryota, Viridiplantae, Streptophyta, Magnoliopsida, Rosales, Rosaceae. Gene Ontology annotation, molecular function: protein binding; ubiquitin protein ligase activity.